CGCGGGCUCACCGCCCGGUCGCCCGGCCUCCACCCGCCGCAGCGCCCGCCGGGACCUGUAGUCCUUGAGCCGCUCCCCCGCGGCCAAGGCACCGGGAGGCCGCUCCCGGCCGACCACAGCACGGAGCUCACCGCGGGGGUUGGAAAAAAAAAGCGAGGGCUGUCAUCGUUCUGUAAUUAACAAAGGUCGUCACUCUCAGACCCCGCUCAUCCCUUGCACUGGAGUCGCAGCGGCAGGUUAGGUUGCUUUUCUAUUGUUAAUAAGCAGAAAAAAACACCACCUAAAAGCACGAACUUUGCUACAGCUGUCCCCUUCCAAGGCUGGGUGGGUGGCAGUCCCAGAGCACAGGACUUCAGUGUGCGCUCAGAGGCUGUUGUGCCACGCUGAGGUAACGUCCUGGUAAUAACGCAUGUUCCAGAUAACCUCUUGGGUGAGCCAACUUCCCCACAAAACCAUUAGCUUGAGACUUAAUAACAGGGCUUGUGCUGUGCCUGUUGGGCUUGGAUCUAUUCACAGUGACUGUCUCCUGAUACUGCUCCAGUAGUUUCAGCGGGACUGUUACUGUUAAGUUCGCAUGCUAAUAGGAAAACCCUGUAUGUUUCAAGUGCAAUAAAUUUGUCCACUUUGUGUUAGCAGUCUUCUUCAAAGUCCCUUUCACAUCUUUAGCAUAAUGCUAGAGAAGAAAUGGAACGGGCUGAAAGAAAAAUGUGCUGAGAUGGCCGUUGUCUUUUAAAGGAAAACGAGCUGCUUUCGCAUUGCAUCAUUUCUCCUUCAGCGCCUUUAGGAACAGUAGAGUUUGUUUCAUUCCUAAUUUUAGCUAGAGGGAGCUUUUAAAGUUUCUGGCUUUUAUGACAGUCACUGGCCUCUACAGAAAUGACCAUCUCUGGUGGAUCACAUGAGGACAGGCCAGACCAAACACACCUCCUGAAGAAGUUAAUCUUAUGAACAUUGCCAGCUGGUCAGUGGUACUAUGCAAAGUUGUUCCUGCUCUUUCCUAAAAAAAAAAGGGGGGGGGGGCAAGAAUCAAAACCCAACCUUUAAUUGUCUUUUUCUUCCUUUCUCUACAAAAACCCAGCUUAAUUAAGUCUAAUUUAAGUUUUUUUGUUGUUUUUUUGUUUUACGCUUGUAUUGCCUCUUGUUUGGUCAGAAAGGUUGUUGAUGGAACUUUUAUAAAAAAUAACACAAUAGAGUAACAGAAAAGCAUGUUAGGGGAGGCUUGGGCAAAAGAUUUUCCAUGCCCUACCUCCAGAUCCCAGAAAGAGUGCAUCAGUGUGAGUACCUCCAGGCUCAGAAGAUGUUGGCACCCCAACAUCUUCAUACUCUCUUCACCGAGAGAUACCAGCAUCAGGCGUUAUGCUAUCGGGGUUACAUUUUACUUCCUGAAACUGUGCUCCCACUGGAGAGAAGUAACAGGCUUUAGACUUCAUCUGCUUUGAUCUCAGUUCCGUGGACAAUCACGCAUGGAAAGGUAGAUAAGUUCUAGAUACAACAUCCCUGAUGGUGUGUCUUCCUGGUCUAGGUUGAUUAAUGAAAUGAAAUAGUUUACUUUUCUUCACUUCUUCAUUUGUUCUUAUCAAACUUGGCUAAGAAUAUGGUGAAGUCUGCAGUGAUGUUCCACUAUUUAUCAACUUUUGAUGUCCCACAUUAAAAAAUAUCUUCCACCUACCUGUUUAAGGAUUUGUGCGACUUCAUAUCAUCAGGAAAAUCUGUGCCAAGUAUUUAAAAAUGAAUCAUUGACAGAAUGCACUCAGAGAAGGAAGCUGUAUUUUUUAGCAGCAAACUUCCUGUUAGUAAGUGGUACAGGUGAACUACAAAAGGAGUUCUGUCCCAUCUUCUCAGACGUCUUAGAAACAGGGAUAAAUAAAAGUAAUAUAUAUUAUUUUUCUAUUAUUAGGAAUUCAGAGUGGUUUUAAUGUAAAGUCUAUCAUGUCCUGCAACUCGGAGAGUCAAUAAAUGUGCAUUUCCAUGCUGCUGCCACACCUUUUGGACAAUCUGUAGCUUUUUUUUUUUUUUUAACAAAAAAGAUCUGCACAGCAGUGCCUUUUACCACCCUUUUACCACUCUCAUUUCUGUAAUACAGCUGGACUACUGCAGAAAACAUGAUCAAAUCAGAAGGGAGCCUUUUUGCACUGCAAGUGAUACUUCGAAGGGAUGUAAACUAAGCAUGGAUUUGUUGACAGUAUUCUGCUCGGCUUCUGAUCUUACCCCUCCAACAACAGCAGAAUUUAAUGUUUUACAAGACAGCGAUGGCUUUUUCUCUGGAAUCUGAAUAUGGAGGCCACAGGGACAGAUGAAGUAGAAAAGAUAAAAUCAAAGUUUAUGUCAGCAUGGCACAACAUGAAAUACAGUUGGGUGUUGAAAACAAAAACUUACUUCAGUAGAAACUCUCCGGUUUUUCUGCUGGGAAAAUGUUACCACUUCAAAUCUGAUGAAUCUGGUGAACUCUCUACAGAUGGAUCCGAUUUUGACAAAAUCAAUACGGAGAUUUCAGGAAAUGUUGAUGAGUUUCGUAAAGAUUUCAUUUCUAGAAUAUGGCUGACCUACAGAGAGGAAUUUCCUCAAAUAAAGGGAUCUGCAUUAACAACAGACUGUGGUUGGGGUUGCACACUGAGAACUGGUCAAAUGUUGUUGGCUCAAGGUCUUAUGCUUCAUUUUCUUGGUAGAGCCUGGGUCUGGCCAGAUGCGUUGGACAUUGAGAAUUCAGAUUCUGAAUCCUGGACGGCCCAUACAGUUAAAAAGCUGACAGCAUCAUUCGAAGCAUCGCUUACAGCAGAAAGAGAACCCAAGAUCCUGUCAAACCAUCAUCGGGGAACACUAAGGAGAAACUGUGGCGACAAUGAAAUGAGAAAUGAAGUUUAUCAUAGAAAAAUAAUUUCUUGGUUUGGCGACUCUCCGCUGGCAGCUUUUGGCUUACAUCAGCUAAUAGAAUAUGGAAAGAAGUCUGGAAAAAUUGCUGGAGAUUGGUACGGGCCUGCUGUUGUUGCACACAUUUUAAGAAAAGCUGUUGAAGAAGCCAGAGACCCUGAGCUACGAGGAGUAACAGUCUAUGUUGCUCAGGAUUGUACAGUCUACAGUUCAGACGUUAUUGACAGACAGUGUUCUUGUACGGAUUCUGAAAAAACAGACACAAAAGCUGUAAUUAUAUUAGUUCCUGUGAGACUCGGUGGAGAGAGAACAAACAUGGACUACUUAGAGUUUGUAAAGGGAAUUUUAAGCCUUGAGUAUUGUGUUGGUAUCAUUGGUGGCAAACCCAAGCAGUCAUAUUACUUUGCUGGAUUUCAAGAUGACAGUUUGAUUUACAUGGAUCCUCAUUACUGCCAAUCUUUUGUAGAUGUCAGCAUAAAGGAUUUCCCUCUUGAGUCAUUCCACUGUCCGUCUCCCAAAAAGAUGUCAUUCAAAAAAAUGGAUCCGAGCUGUACGAUAGGAUUUUAUUGUAGAACUGUGCAGGACUUUGAGAAGGCUUCUGAAGAAAUAACCAAGAUGCUGAAAUCUUCAUCUAAGGAGAAAUACCCCUUGUUUACUUUUGUAAAGGGUCAUUCUAGAGACUAUGACUUUGCUUCCAGUCCACUCCGUGAGGAAAAUGACCUUUUCUCUGAGGAUGAAAAGAAAAGAUUAAAAAGAUUUAGUACAGAGGAGUUUGUCUUGCUUUAAGGACAUUUUACACUAGAUUAUUGGCAGCUGUCCAGGAGAACACUUGCCUUUUUUUAAAAAAAAAAAAAAGUGUCCUCCUCUUCCAGAAAGGCUAGCUGUGCUGAAAUUGGUCUAUUUUCAUAAAGAUGAUAAUGUUUUAUAUGUUAAUAGUCUUUAAAAUGUCAUUUAUAAAUGUACUUACUAAUUAUUUUUGUUCACUACUAGUUGGAUGAGUGUAAUGUCGCAUCGUGCUAGUGAAGAUAGAUGCCAUUGUUUAGAGGCAGGUGUGCUGAAAUGUGCCUGCGUCCUGGUCUCGCCCUCUGAAAAAGCUGGGCUGGCCGUAAACCUGAAUGUGAUCCUAGGGUUGUUUCGGUCCGGGACAAAUCCUGAGCAGAGGUUGUCAAAUACGUGUUGGUUUUAUGUCAUGGGCACAUAUCUGUGGGUUUUGAGACCAUCUUAUUUCUGUUUGUAAGCAAAAUUUGAGUAAUUCUUGUUGUAAGGGUAGAACUCUAACCUGUUUCACUUCCUAAGCCCAAAUAAUAGUUAAUAUGGUAAUUGCAACAUACCUCUCUUCCACUGCGCUGCCCAGGAUGUAAGUUUGAUAUAUCAGAAGUAAUUGCCAGUUGCAAUACUGAUAUAAUUAUAUAGGCUGAAUUGUGAGUUAAGAUACUAUUUAGCAGUAUGAUUUUAUAAUGGUUUCUCAUUAAGCCAGCUUUGGAACCUUAAUUUGAGGAGUGAAGAUAAAGUAUUACCUUGCCCCACAAUUUUUAAAGGUUAUACUAUUAAAUUAACUGCAACCAAUCAAAGCAGCUAAAAACAAUUAUUAGAAAGGAGUGGUGUUUGUUUCCUGUUUCAGCUAUUAUAAUGUUGAGGCUUCUUUCCUACUAGCGCAGCUUUUAGAUCAAAGCAAAUGGGGUCUGGAUGUUUAAAAUUUUGGGGUGUGAAUUUUUUUUGAUAUGUUAUUACUGUACAAAUGAUUACUUGAUGGUGUGUGUUCUCAAAUUGCAAAGAAAUGUACAUAAAUAGUUUCGUGUUUUAACAAAUGCAAUAUUUAAACUAUGUAUUAACACUGCUUGAAAAAUAAAAGGCGUGAAAACA
Cygnus olor (mute swan) is the source of this 4728-nucleotide messenger RNA. RefSeq names its product autophagy related 4C cysteine peptidase (gene ATG4C). The transcript has 12 exons. Gene Ontology annotation, molecular function: protein-phosphatidylethanolamide deconjugating activity. NCBI's taxonomy places the organism in Eukaryota, Metazoa, Chordata, Aves, Anseriformes, Anatidae. The record is from RefSeq and is a predicted model, not a curated record. Bases 2272 to 3651 code for a protein of 459 amino acids.